Medicago truncatula (barrel medic) is the source of this 1274-nucleotide messenger RNA. RefSeq names its product putative Peroxidase 48. The record is from RefSeq and is a predicted model, not a curated record. Lineage: Eukaryota; Viridiplantae; Streptophyta; Magnoliopsida; Fabales; Fabaceae. Gene Ontology annotation, molecular function: heme binding; peroxidase activity. The transcript is spliced from 5 exons. Gene Ontology annotation, biological process: hydrogen peroxide catabolic process; response to oxidative stress. The coding region runs from base 1 to 1206 and encodes 401 amino acids.
AUGACCUCCUUCAUUCCCUUUUCUACAACUAGAUUUCCCAUUUCUGACAUCAAAGUUGCAUCAAAACAUUCCGAGACUCGACCUUCUGCUACUCACAGUCUUAGCCAAUCUGCAAGAUCAACACCUCCCUCCUCACUAGUUAUCACAUCACAAGCACACCUUCCGGUUAAAAGUUCAAAAAGCAUCACACCGAAAACAAAGACAUCUGACUUGAAGGAAGGCAUUGUCUUCUUGGAAGCAGUUAACUCCGGAACUUACAAUUCCAACAAACCCAAUAACUUCCUAAACAAGUCUUCUCUUUCUCUUCUUCGUCUCUUCUUUCAUGAUUGCUUCAUCCAGGGAUGUGAUGCUUCCUUGCUAUUGGAAGACUAUGGUGAUAGAAACGGUUCCUAUGAGAAGCAGGCUAUUCCAAAUCAAACAUUGAAAGGUUUUGACAAAGUUGACUUGAUCAAGGAGGAGGUGGAUCAAGCAUGUCCCGGCGUUGUGUCUUGUACUGACAUACUUGCUCUUGUCACAAGAGAUUCCGUUCUUUUGGGUGGUGGGCCUUUCUAUCUAGUUUUAACAGGCAGACGAGAUAGCCUGCAAUCGUUUUUCCAGGAGGCAACUGAUCAGAUUCCAAGGCCUGACGAUAACAUUACGCGCGCACUGCACCUCUUCAAUCUUAGAGGAUUCAACGCGCAUGAAACAGUCAGCCUCCUAGGAGGACACAACCUUGGAAAAAUCGGUUGUGAUUUCAUUCAGCAAAGGUUGUACGACUUUCAAGGAACAGGGCAACCAGACCCGAGUAUACCUCUCGAUUUUUUCAGUCUGAUGAGACUAAACUGUCCUGACUACAGUAAGAACAAUAUCAACAGCAACGGCACGUUUUCGACGUUUACAGUUUCAAAGCCAGUAAAUGCUCAUCACUCUAGUAGUGACAAAGGGAUGUCAUACAUGCAAGCAUUGUCAUCUGCAGUGCCAUCUGGAGCAUAUUUUGACACUCACUACUAUCAGAGUUUGUUGAGAGGAAGAGGGUUAUUGUUUUCUGAUCAACAGCUGAUGGCUCAAGAGAAGACUGCCAGAUUGGUUUCUGCUUAUGCUUCAGAUGACGGAUCAACCUUUCGGAUGGAUUUCGCAAGGGUUAUGUUGAAAUUGUCUAACCUUGAUGUUUUGACUGGAAAUCAAGGUCAGGUUCGUCUGAAUUGCUCCCGUCUUGUAAACUCUUAAGUGAGUUGGUUCAUAUAUUUCAUUCUAGUUUAGCAAAUUUGUUCUCUUCCUAUGUAAGUUUCUCAUAC